Molecule: messenger RNA, 3148 nt
Organism: Alexandromys fortis (reed vole)
Lineage: Eukaryota; Metazoa; Chordata; Mammalia; Rodentia; Cricetidae
Product: calcium release-activated calcium channel protein 1
Exons: 2
Coding region: 223-1125 (300 amino acids)
Biological process (GO): store-operated calcium entry
Cellular component (GO): membrane
Molecular function (GO): store-operated calcium channel activity
Source: RefSeq, a predicted model, not a curated record
CGAGGUGCCGGCCUGGGACCGGACGCCGAUCGGCGCGCAGGCUCAGGUUGCUGCCGCUUGGAACUUGCGGAGCGCUUCUGUGUCCACGGCCUCGGCCUCUGGAUCGGGUCCGUCCGGCCGCGUGCGACAAACUCGAGUGGAAGCAGGCGGAGGUGCGGCGCGGCCCAGGGCCGCAGCCUUCGCAGGCGUCCGCCGCCAGCCGAGCCUUCGCAGAGUUACUCCAUGCAUCCGGAGCCUGCCCCGCCCCCGAGCAGCAGCAAUCCCGAGCUUCCCUUGAGCGGCGGCAGCAGCACCAGCGGCAGCCGCCGGAGUCGCCGCCGCAGCGGGGACGGGGAGCCCUCGGGGGCCCCACCGCUGCCGCCACCGCCCGCCGUCAGCUACCCGGACUGGAUCGGCCAGAGUUACUCCGAGGUGAUGAGCCUCAACGAGCACUCGAUGCAGGCGCUGUCCUGGCGCAAGCUCUACUUAAGCCGCGCCAAGCUCAAAGCGUCCAGCCGGACCUCCGCUCUUCUCUCCGGCUUCGCCAUGGUGGCGAUGGUAGAAGUCCAGCUGGAUACAGACCAUGACUAUCCCCCGGGGUUGCUCAUUGUCUUCAGUGCCUGUACCACGGUGCUGGUGGCCGUGCAUCUGUUCGCACUCAUGAUCAGCACCUGUAUCCUCCCCAACAUUGAGGCUGUGAGCAACGUCCACAACCUCAACUCGGUCAAAGAGUCGCCGCACGAGCGCAUGCACCGCCACAUCGAGCUGGCCUGGGCCUUCUCCACUGUCAUCGGGACGCUGCUCUUCCUGGCUGAGGUGGUGCUGCUCUGCUGGGUCAAAUUCUUACCCCUCAAAAGACACUCAGGCCAACCGAGCCCGACCAAGCCCCCUCCCGAGUCAGCAGCCGUCGCCAACAGCAGUGGCAUCACCCCGGGGGAGGCGGCAGCCAUAGCCUCCACUGCCAUCAUGGUCCCCUGUGGCCUGGUUUUCAUCGUCUUUGCCGUUCACUUCUACCGCUCACUGGUCAGCCAUAAGACAGACCGGCAGUUCCAGGAGCUCAACGAGCUAGCAGAGUUUGCCCGCUUGCAGGACCAGCUGGACCACAGAGGGGACCACUCUUUAACACCCGGCACCCAUUACGCCUGAGUCUUUGCCUUCCCACUGGCCCUGGGGAACUUUCAAGCUUUUGCCUUAACGCCCUUCCCAUGACCUUGUCCUGGCCGGAUCUAGAGGACAGCCUCUGCAGGCGGCUGGGCUUCGCAGCAGAGUGUGGAGGGAAAGAGGCUUUAAAAAAAAAUCACUGCACUUUGAGACUUUCUUCUGUGAGAAUAAGCACUCCCUGUUCUUCCAGCUCUGGGUCCCCCUCCUGGUAGGAUGUGGGGGUGGUGUGGGACAGAUGCUCUUUGUCCAAUUGCCCCCCCCCCCCCCCCCCCCCCGCACCAGUGCCACCCGGAUGCUUCCUGUCCUCCUCAGCCUCCUUCCCAGUUCGUGUGAAUGUGUGUGUGUGCGCGUGUUUGUGUGUGUGUGCACGCGCGUGUUUGUGUGUGUGUGCACGCGCGUGCUCGUGGGCGUGUCACAUAAAAUAUACACACAAGGGACACCUCGUGUCUGCGUUUCUUGGGUCUAGACUGUGUGAUAGAAUGCCCUAGUCAAUUGAUCUUUUUGAAAAUUGAGGAAAGGGGCUCAGGGACAGAACACUGGCUUCAUGGGGCCAAAGCCUUGGCCUCGGACCACCAACCUCUACAACAAUUGUGUUGCUGGGCAUGGAACUCAGGACUUGACCCGGCACUCUUCCACUGAGCUAUACUCCAAGACAUGUAACUUUGCUUGGAUAAAAGACGCCUUUGCGGGGUGGUGGUGACAACACACACCUUUACUCCCAGCACUUGGGAGCAGAGGCAGGCGGAUCUUAACAGCACUUGACUGCGCUUCCAGAAGACCCAGGUUUGAUGCCUGAUAUCCGUGUUGUAACUCACAACCAUCUGUAACUUCCGAACAGGAGAUUCAACAGCCUCUUCUGGCCUUUAUGGGGACUAGGCACACAUGUGUUCAUAGGCAUGCAGGCAAGGCAAAAAACACACACAUUGAAGAAUUUUAAGAGUCCUGGGUGAUGGUGAUGCAUGCCUUUAAUCCCAGUGCUCUGGAGGAAGAGGCAGAGGAAUCUCUUAAGUUUGAGGCCAGCUUGGUCUACAGAGCAAGUUCUAUGACAGCCAGGGCCAGACAGAGAAACUGUCUUAAAAAAACAACAAAAAAUAAAAGACUCAAGGCCAGAGAGAUGGCUCAGUGGUUAAAAGUACUUGCUGCUCUUCCAGAAAACCAAAGUUCAGUCUUCCAGCACCCACAUAGGACAGCUCACAACUGCCUGUAACUUCAGCUUCAAGGGAUCUGAUCCCCUUUUCUGGCCUCACUGGGCACCAGCAUACAUAUGAUGCAUGCUCACAUAGAUACACAGCUAUUCUUAUUAGCUUAAAUAUGACCUAAAAACAAAGCUAUUUCUUUACAUAGCCACAACUCAUUGAUCAAAUUAAAAAAAACAAAAUGAACAAAACUUGAGAACAGGAUUUUAAGUAGCCAAGGCUGGCCUUGAACUUGUGGUCUUUCAGGAACAUCCACUGUCCAGGUGCUGGAAUUAACAGUAUUGUGCACCACACAUCCACUUAACAGGAUGCGGUCAAACCUAGGACUUCUAUGUUAGGCGAGUGUUUUGCUUUGUCUAAAUCCUCGGUACAGAUACAGGAGAUUGGAUUUUGGGUUCACUGCAGUCACUUCCAGAUACUCAAGUUUAGGACCACCCUUUACAGCAGUCCAUUUCUCCACCCCAUGUAUACUAGAGUUGUCGCUUAAUGUCUACCUUAGUGUGGAACAGUUGCCUGGCUUCUGCCUUUUCCAGACCGGACCUUUGGGGGUUUUAUUAAGAUGGCUUCAUGUAGCUCAGGCUCGCCACGAACUUGCUAUGAACAGCUGAUACUCCUCUGUCUCCCAUGUUCUGGGAUGACAGGUGUACCACCAUACCAGGUGGCUUGCAGAGCUGGGAACAGACAAACCCAGAGCCUCCUGAAUGCUAAACAGGCUCUCUAGGGACUGAGCGACAUCCCAGGACAGGCUCCAAAGCUACACAGAGAAACCUGUCUCAAAAAGCAAAACAAAACAAAAAUUUUUUUAAUGUUCA